Messenger RNA from Botrytis cinerea B05.10, 2782 nucleotides. RefSeq lists its product as hypothetical. Bases 1298 to 2536 code for a protein of 412 amino acids. The record is from RefSeq and is a predicted model, not a curated record. NCBI's taxonomy places the organism in Eukaryota, Fungi, Ascomycota, Leotiomycetes, Helotiales, Sclerotiniaceae. The transcript has a single exon.
GAUUUUCUUUUUCUUUCUCUUCAUCAUCAUCAUAUCAUACUACUUAUCUUAUCCACAACUUACACUUUUACAAUCACAAUAACAUUCGUUUUACUUAUACAAUUCUUGCUGCUGGCUACUGGAUACUGGCUUGUUGCCCGGCUAGUUUUGUUCUCAUUAACAUUCGUUUUGAGGAUUAAAUAUAUUUUAUCAUUAUUUUACAUUGUUGCUUCGUACUUGAAGUAGAGACUUUGUCACUCGCUGAUCGCCUAUAUCUCCAGUGCUUUUCACUCCAUCUCGAGUUGGCAACAAGUUCAUUCAAAAGUGUAGUAGGGCUGAAAGAUAAUUUUCUCUCAAUCACAUGCCUGCUUAUCAUCCACGCACAAUUCCUUGGUCUUCUUUCACCUGUAUACCAACUGAACACUGUCUUAUUUACAGGCCAGCAGCAUACUCACUUGGAAACAUUUUGCCCCUGGUAACAGCUAACAAUACAAUUCCUCUUACUCCUCCUUAUACCAUAACCCAAGUAGUCAUUAUUACUACCACGCUCUCUCCUACGGAUCCAACUCCUCAGGCAGCAUACGAUCCAUCUCCAGCGCCAACGACGAUUCCCUCGCCAAUUUUACACAUUCCUGCACUGACAACCGCAUUAAAAUCAACGGAGUCGAUAGGACUUAGAGUUCCUAUGACAAUAACGUGUUGUGGAUUUUCUACUUAUCUUGUGUCAUUCGUUCCUACCAACCGCAAGCAUUACGCUCGCCUCAACAACGUACAUGGCAAGCCCCGAAAAGUCGCCUGUUCGUCAGUUGCGUGGAGAGAACAAUAACAGAGAGAUUGGCACCACAGAAGAGGAAAAGAAAGUGGUGUCAGAAACAAGUGAAUGCAGCGAAGAAGUGGCUUCAGAAAUUGAUCAAGAAGUUCCGAGAGACAGCCCCAGGACAAUCGCCCCUGUUAGGCUCACUACCAUCGCCAGAACUAGAUACUACUCCCUUGUCAGGAUCACGUCCAGCACCAGGCCCAGCACCAGUUCCAGCACCAGCUCUAGGGCAAGCCUCAGAGCACCCCCCGUGCAACGAAAGCAGAGAAAAAUAAAAUCCUUUUUAAAAGCAAUCAAAGAGUAUUGGAAGCCAAGCGACCCAAUACCACAACGUAAUCCAGAACCACGAUCAGCAUUUUUACAACCAAGACCGGCAUUUGUACGACCAACUCCAGUAAAGCAACGGCAGAGAAAGAAGACAGGCAUUCUAAGAGCGAUCAAAGAGUAUUGGAAGCCAAGCGACCCAGAAUUACCACGCGACCCAGAACCAUCGUGGGCACAAUGGCCGUCAGAAAUGCCACCAUCAGCUCCAACACGAGCCCCGAAGCAGAAAAAAAGGAGGUCCGUCUUGAAAGCGGUUCACGAUUAUUGGAGGCCUCCGCGACCUUGAAUGCUAGGGAAUCUAAGAAUCAUAAUCCUGAUCAGUGUGUGGGGGAUGGAGCUGGAGAUACUCAGACGCAAAUUGUAGGAAGGGCAAAAAAUCCUGCACGUGUUGCUCCUGAAGUGGGAGAUUGUGCAAGUGAAAGAUUACCGUCAGUCUCUUCAAACUCGUCAAAUUCCGUCACAACGGUGGGGACUGCGUCGCAUACUGGUGCAUCGAUAUCUCAUAAUAACUUAUCUUCAAAAUCAAGAACGAGGAUGACUACUGUGUCGUCAGCCUCAAUCUCUACACUCAGUGGUUCCACUCAAAGUGGCCGUGUAGCUCGAGCCUCCUUUCGUAUGAUGCUCGGAGUAACUGACCGGCCUGCCGGUAGUGAAAAUUCUAACACGUCGAAUCGAGCACCACCAUUGAUAGUGGAUAGAAUUAUGGCUUUUACCGAUGCGAGCUCCCAACCAAACUUGAGAGAAGCAAUAUCAAUUCUCCAGGAGCCGAACGAGAGACAUUCUGAUACGGAUGGAGAGGGAAAGAAAAAGAAUCAAAGUCCAAGUUUGGAAACUUAUGAUGAAAGCAGUGAGGAAAGCGAGGCAUCGUCGAGUCAUGAUGGUUUUCCUGGAUCAGAGACUAACCAUCAUCGUCAACAGUCACCAUCAGAUCGACAAGAUGAAAAGGAUUCAGGAUUUGAGGGAAGUGAUGGGAAUUGGGAUGAUUGUGAAGAAUCACUAGAUCAAUCAGAUAAUACCAUUCAGUCUGCGCGAGAUACCAACAAUGAAAGCAAGAACACACUUGCAACCUUGGAGGUGGAAGUCAAUAUGGAAGAACUUCAUGCUGAUUGCUGGGGCUUGAAUCUCCUUGGAGGAAAAGGACAGAAAAUUAGAAAAAGGCGUGUUAAUACUUCGAAUGUCUUUGGAGAGGGUUUUAGGAGUUUGGGCCUUGCUGCUACGCAUGCAUCUAAUGGAAAGAGAAGAAAACUUUCUAACAAGGGAGAAAAAAAGGAGGAAGACGUGGAAAUGGAUAAUACCGAUGAUGAAGAUUCUGAUUCUGACAUGGAUGAUCAGGAUCAUGUUUGUGAUGUUCAACUUCGCAGCUUCAAGGGACUACUGAUGAAUUGGGACAAACUGGAGUAUACAAGGAGGCAUUGAGUUCGACACGUAUCGAUGCAGUAGAAUUUGUACAGCACAUGGGAGGCUAGUAGAUGUUGAUAUUGAGGAAGUGGGAUCUGUAAUUUUCUGUUCGAUUAAGAUAGUAGAUGGUCGAUUGUAUGUGUUAUCGUGGAAGGGAUGGGGAGGAGGAUUUGUAUGAAUUGUAUUUUAGAUGUUGAUUAGGGGGAUACAUACAUCAGCGACUAAAGUCAGCACAUCAUUAGCGAAAUAGACCAGGUUUAUACA